GCGCUCUCGGUUCUUAGGCCUGCGACGCGCGGAGCCGGAGCUCUGCGCCGAGCGGUGGGAGAGGUGCUAUACAGCGAGGUUGCCUUUACACACGUCAGGUGGCCACGAUGGCUUCAAAAUCUCAGGCCAGCGUCCUCAAAGCCAAGAAUCCUGCCAGCAACUCCAAUGGCAAGGCCGCGUCUCAAGGACAAUGGGGCCGGGCCUGGGAGGUAGACUGGUUCUCCCUGGCCAGCGUCAUCUUCCUGCUGAGCUUCGCCCCUUUCAUCGUCUACUACUUCAUCAUGGCCUGUGACCAGUACGACUGCUCGCUGACCACCCCUGUGGUGGACCUGGCCACUGGCAAGGCUCGCCUCGCAGACAUCUGGGCCAAGACCCCGCCCGUGACGGCCACAGCCGCCCAGCUCUAUGCCUCCUGGGUCAUCUUCCAGAUUCUCCUAUACAUGUUACUUCCUGACUUCUGCCACCGAUUUCUGCCAGGCUACGUAGGGGGAGUCCAGGAGGGGGCAGUGACCCCGGCAGGGAUUGUGAACAAGUACCAGAUCAACGGGUUGCAGGCCUGGCUCAUCACACACCUUCUGUGGUUCGCCAACGCUCACUUCCUGUUCUACUUCUCUCCCACCAUCAUCUUUGACAACUGGAUCCCGCUGCUGUGGUGCGCCAACAUCCUCGGCUACGCCGUGUCCACCUUCGCGAUGAUCAAGGGCUACUUUUUCCCCACGAGUGCUGAGGACUGCAAAUUCACAGGCAAUUUCUUCUACAACUACAUGAUGGGCAUUGAGUUUAACCCUCGGAUCGGGAAGUGGUUUGACUUCAAGCUCUUCUUCAACGGGCGCCCGGGGAUCGUUGCCUGGACGCUCAUCAACCUGUCCUUCGCCGCCAAGCAGCAGGAGCUCCACGGCCACGUGACCAACUCCAUGGUCUUGGUCAACGUCCUGCAGGCCAUCUAUGUGCUGGACUUCUUCUGGAAUGAGGCCUGGUACCUGAAGACCAUAGACAUCUGCCAUGACCACUUCGGAUGGUACCUGGGCUGGGGCGACUGCGUCUGGCUGCCCUACCUGUACACGCUGCAGGGCCUGUACUUGGUGUCCCACCCCGUGGAGCUGUCCACCCCGCACGCCGUGGGCGUCCUGCUCCUGGGGCUCGUGGGCUACUACGUCUUCCGCGUGGCCAACCAUCAGAAGGACCUGUUCCGCCGCACGGACGGACGCUGCCUCAUCUGGGGCCGCAAGCCCAAGGUCAUCGAGUGCUCGUACUCCUCGUCCGACGGCCAGCGGCACCACAGCAAGCUGCUGGUGUCUGGCUUCUGGGGCGUGGCGCGCCACUUCAACUACACGGGCGACCUGAUGGGCAGCCUGGCCUACUGCCUGGCCUGCGGCGGGGGCCACCUCCUGCCCUACUUCUACGCCAUCUACAUGACCAUCCUGCUGACCCACCGCUGCCUGCGGGACGAGCACCGCUGUGCCAACAAGUACGGCCGGGACUGGGACCGCUACACCGCGGCCGUGCCCUACCGCCUGCUGCCCGGGCUCUUCUAGGAACCGGCCAGGUGGCCGCGUGGAGCGAGCGGAGCUGGACCUGUGGGGCUGACGUCCCAGAUCCCCCUCCGGGAAACCCAGUCCCUUCGUCUGUGAUACGGAAUGAGCUGGCACGGGCAGGUGCCCUGUCUAGGCUGUUGCUCCCUCCCCUCAGUUUCCCCACCGGGAUCUGAGUCUACACCAGCUGUCUUCCCACCAGCAAGAAUAAGGUGGGAGGGUGACCGGUCACUUCUGAUAGCCUUGGAUAAGCUAAGGUGUGUGUGCGCGCGCGUGUGUGUGUGUGUGUGUGUGGAGAGCAGGCCUCUGCGCUGUCCAGACAAAUCAGCGUCUGACACUCCACAUGGCCGUGGCAGCUCCCUGGGAUGAGGUUCACACCAUGUCGCAGUGCGAUCCGCACUGGCUGGCCAGACCCCUUCCUCACCUGCUCUGCAGUGGUGGGGGCUGGGCCCUGAGCUUUCUUCCUCCUCUUCCUGUAUGCCAUGUGGACUAUCCAGCAGAGGGCGCUGAGGGACCACUGCAGGUUGGGGGCACUUCUGUUUGUAGUUCAAGGGCUUCUAAUUUCUUUUUUUCCGUAUGGCUGCCAGAGGUGUCAGCCCCAGUGAGCAGAGCCUCCAAUGCCCUGUGCACACACCUCCCUGGCCUCCUUGGCCAGGGAACAUCCCAGGUGUUCCCGCUUGUCCCCCAAACCCUGACUCAGACAAGAGGGGGCCUCUCCCUGCCCAGAGUUCCAGCUGUGGGGAGAACCCCAUUUCAAGUGCUAUCUGUCCAGACCCCCUCCCUACCCCCCCACCAGGGCAUUGUAUAAAGCUCUCUCCAGAUCUGAUCUACAGAGUUCUUUUCAUUAAACUCUCCCUGUGUGAGA
Molecule: messenger RNA, 2397 nt
Organism: Dipodomys spectabilis (banner-tailed kangaroo rat)
Lineage: Eukaryota; Metazoa; Chordata; Mammalia; Rodentia; Heteromyidae
Gene: Dhcr7
Product: 7-dehydrocholesterol reductase
Exons: 9
Coding region: 108-1535 (475 amino acids)
Biological process (GO): brassinosteroid biosynthetic process; cholesterol biosynthetic process
Cellular component (GO): endoplasmic reticulum membrane
Molecular function (GO): 7-dehydrocholesterol reductase activity
Source: RefSeq, a predicted model, not a curated record